Messenger RNA from Protomyces lactucae-debilis, 1847 nucleotides. RefSeq lists its product as uncharacterized. The transcript is spliced from 3 exons. Lineage: Eukaryota; Fungi; Ascomycota; Taphrinomycetes; Taphrinales; Protomycetaceae. The coding region runs from base 164 to 1474 and encodes 436 amino acids. The record is from RefSeq and is a predicted model, not a curated record.
UUUGGAUUCUCUCCGCCCUUCGCCACUCGGAAGCGCAGCAGCAACUGCGACUGCGACUCGACAACUCCCUCCCUCCCUGCCUGCUGUCCUACUCCUCGUCGACUAGCUCACCUGACCGAUACAGAGAGGAGGCGGUUGUUCUCUCGUCUGCUUUGCGCUCGCCAUGACAUCCGUCGUCUUUGAUAUCGCAGCGGUCGUCAUCGCCCUUGGAACGGAUGGCAUGCCUAGCGCAUCCACAUCUUUGAGCAGCGACCAGGCCUUCACGUCGAGCAUCCGGCCCUCGUAUCAGAUUGGCUCGCCAAGCAAUGAAGCGGCCCAGUAUGCGGGCCUUCUCUAUACGCCAACCGUGCCGGCAAGCACUUGUGUUGAAGCAAAACCUUUUAUCGCUCACAACCUAACGCUUUCUAUGCUGCCACAAGUGCCUAAUUACAUUGCCUUCGCUCCGUUUACAGAAUGCUGGCUCAAUUAUCUAUACAAAGCAAUCGCGGACGGAGCACGAGCCGCGAUACUCUAUCAGCCAACCAAUACCUCGAACAUGGGCCUGCCAGCUAACGCAUAUGUUUCUUCGCUGUUGCCAGUCUACAUUCUCAGCUACGAUGCUGGCGCGCCAGUAGCGCAAGCGAUGAAUCAGUAUUCAGGCAAUCUGACGAGCGUUCCUAACGGAGAUCAGCUCGUCACAAUGUUUGAUCCAACUAGCUAUGCCAGACUUUGGCUUGUUGUGACACGAACAGUCUCCAAUCGUACACUACCGAACUUGUGGAUCUUCCUCCUCAUCAUCGUCGGUGUCCUGUGUGUUCUGGUGGGCAUCAUCUCGUUGACUUUGAACAUGCGUCAAUACUUUGCAAGAAGGGACCUUCGGCGCAGAAUCGCAGCCGGUGAAGUUGAUUUGGAGGCACUUGGCAUCAAACGGCUGACUGUUCCACGGAAGCAUAUUGACGGCCUGCCGCAAAAGACCUGGAGAUCUGCAGACAGUGCCGCUGGUGCGGCUGGCUUUGCACAAUCAAGCUGCGCAAUUUGCUUGGAUGACUACGAGGCUGACGUGACGGUCCUACGUGAGCUGCCCUGCCAUCACACUUUCCAUCCGGCGUGCAUCGACCCAUUCUUGGAAAAACGUUCUUCCCUUUGCCCACUAUGCAAGCGAUCAGUCCUGCCAAAGGGCUUCAUCCCGUCAGAUACCCAAUUGACUGCAGCGACCAUCAUGCGCGAGCGUCAACGUCGACGACGGGCUGCACGCGAAGGGCGCGAGACUGGUCGUGUGCAUACGGCCCCGGAGAGUGACGAAAUUGAGCUACAGCCUGUCCACAGUGGCGAAGCAUCCGUCAAUGAGGGAUCUGCCACACGACCUAGUUUGCCGGGACGACCAUCCUAUGUGCAAAUGACCAACCUUGCGCCAGACAAUGAAGAAGAAGCGGCGCAAAUCAGGCGACUGCCUCGUUGGCGACGGGCGCUCAGAACGCUAUUCCCAAGUCAUUAAUGGUAUCUGUAGGCAUAUAUACUUCUAGACGUACACCUGGAGUUAGCACAUGAUGCGAAAAUGCAAAUGCUCUUACGCCGCAUGCAAGUAGAAGGUAGAGUGCACCAAAGCCCCAACACAGACUUGCAGGGAGAGCGACCGCAAGCUUCUUUGGACCAGUGCUGAUGGAAAAUAGCGCAGAGCCAAGUGCAGCGGCAAUCAGCAAAACGGUGGCCACAAGCGCCUGUGCACGCAGAGGAACUGUCGCAUGGUAAGGCUGCCCUUGCGAGAAGAGGUCCUGCAGAUUAGCGCAUCUCCUUCAUAUCAUGCAUGCUUACCUGCAGUGUAGACAUUGACAUGCUCAGGUUUCCGCAGUGGCGCUUGGUCGCGAUGC